UACCCCAUGACUGGAGGAGAUGGCCCCAACAGCUACACUCAUAACUCUUGGUAUCAGAGAGGUGUUAUUGAAGCUGCCAAGGAGAUGAUCAAUGAGGGAAUCUCAGCUAACCUUGACUUGAUCAAAAGCCCUUGUUUCAAUAACAAAUUUCACAUAGCCGAUUUAGGCUGUUCUAUUGGACCCAACACAUUCAUCGCAAUACAAAACAUCAUAGACACUGUACAAAAAAAAUACCAAGAUGAAAAUCAUAACCCUCUAGACCUUGAAUUUCAAGUAUUCUUCAACGAUCAAGUCAAUAACGACUUCAACACUCUCUUCAAGGCUUUACCUCCGUCUCGAUCAUACUUUGCAGCUGGAGUACCGGGUAGUUUUCAUGGUGUUUUAUUUCCAAACUCCAGCCUCCAUUUGGUUCACAGUUCAUAUGCAUUGCAUUGGCUGUCCCAGCUCCCAAAAGAACUUGUUGAUUCCAAAUCUCCAGCAUGGAAUAAAGGCAGUAUAUUUUGCUCCGGGUUGGUGAAAGAGGUAGCGGAGGUAUAUGCUUGUCAGUACAAGAAAGACAUGAAUAGAAUAUUGAAUGCUAGAGCACAAGAACUUGUGCCAGGUGGGUUGAUUAUAAUCUUGGAAUCAAGUCUGCCAGAUGAUGUUCCUAUGUCUCACACUGCCAUGGGUAUGCCUUAUGAUUUCCUCGGAUCCUGCCUCCAUGACAUGGUUAAAAUGGGUUUACUCAGCGAGGAGAAGGUCGACUCCUUCAAUUUGCCAAUGUAUAUUCCACACGUUACCGAAUUGAAGGAGUUGAUAGAGGAAAACGGAUGUUUUAGCAUCGAGAGAAUGAUCGCUUUCGAUCAUCCAGUGAAGUCUGUAUCGUCACCAUCUCUACAAGCUAUCGCUUCUCUAAUAAGAGCUAUUGUGGAAGGAUUCAUCGAGAAACACCUCGGGGAUGAGAUCGAUAUCAAGGAGAUAUUUUCAUAUUACGCUGAAAAAUUUGCGAAAAAUCCUCCAAAUUAUUUCGGCGCAGAGUGCCGCCAGAACUUAGAGUUAUUCCUUCUUCUCAAGCGGAAAAUGAAUUAG
Molecule: messenger RNA, 1068 nt
Organism: Carica papaya (papaya)
Lineage: Eukaryota; Viridiplantae; Streptophyta; Magnoliopsida; Brassicales; Caricaceae
Product: putative S-adenosylmethionine-dependent methyltransferase At5g37990
Molecular function (GO): methyltransferase activity
Source: RefSeq, a predicted model, not a curated record